GGUGGUGGAGGUGUCGAGCCGGGCCUGCACUGAACCUCUACAGCAUGUCGAAAAAGAGACGCAACGGAUCCCGUGGCCACCAGGCUCAUGGUCAACAGAAACACAGACCUCAUGCUGCAAGGACUUUAAGGGAACCUGCAAUCUUCGCUGAAGGUUCAAGCACUGAUUCUGAAGUCCCCCAUAACAAGGUGACUUUAGCUCAGGCCCGGCGUGGCACUCCUGGUCGCCCUGUGAGGGUCUAUGCUGAUGGGAUUUUUGACCUCUUCCACUCUGGUCAUGCACGUGCCCUUAUGCAGGCCAAGAAUCUGUUCCCCAAUACAUGCUUGAUUGUUGGAGUUUGCAGUGACGAGCUGACACACAAGUAUAAAGGCUACACGGUAAUGACCGAAACCGAGCGUUACGAAUCGCUAAUACACUGCCGCUACGUAGACGAGGUGGUUCAAGACGCCCCGUGGACCAUUACGGCUGAGUUCCUAAAGAAACACAGGAUUGACUUUGUGGCUCAUGAUGACAUCCCGUACACUUCUGCAGGAUCAGAAGAUGUGUAUAAACAUAUCAAAGCAGCAGGAAUGUUUGUAGCUACACAAAGAACAGAAGGCAUUUCUACCUCCGACCUCAUCACACGCAUCGUCCGCGACUACGACGUCUACGCGCGAAGAAACCUCCAAAGAGGAUACACAGCCCGAGAUCUCAACGUCGGAUUUCUCAAUGAGAACAAGUACCGCAUCCAGAACCAGGUGGAUAAAAUGAAAGAGAAGGUGAGAACCGUGGAAGAGAAGUCUAAACACUUAGUGCACCGCGUGGAAGAGAAAAGCCAUGACCUCAUCCUGAAAUGGGAAGAGAAAUCCCGUGAGUUUAUUGGAAACUUUCUGGAGCUCUUCGGCCCUGAUGGAGCAUGGAAUAUGAUCCAGGAGAGGAGUGGGCGUAUUCUGCAGGCCCUGUCUCCGUACCAGUCUCCCCGAACCUCGCCCAGCAGCAGCCCCACCAGAGGACGCUCUCUCUCACCUCCGGCUCCGGCUUACCUACCUUCAGCUAAAACAAGCCGCAGCAGCAUCAGACAGAGAAAGUGAUGAUGAGCACAUUUCAAUCCACCAAGUCACAUAUUCAAGAACUGAAAUCCAACACACACACACACUUACAAAACCUGUCAAAGCCUGUCUGCUGCAUUCCCCAAUCUCAUUCGCUGACUCAUUACAAAUAACAGCACUGUAUUUUAUCUGUAUUUCCUGAUUUUCUUUUCAGAAACCCCAUAAAGUUUGAUCCCCUGUGAAAUCUCACAACCAUUAUUUUAUUAUGCAAUUAUUGAUGCAUAUUAUUUAUGCAUUUUUACACAAUAUUUAGUUGCAAUAAAAUAUUUGUCUUUUAAUUAGUAUUGUCUUUAGAAUAGAUGUUAAAACAAAUGUUUCCUGCAUGCGAAAAGCCAAGGAAAUGCGCAUCAACUGAAUGACAAGAUGCAGUGGUGUUUUGCGUAAAUGUACUUCGUAAACGGUACUUAAAGUAAUUUCUUUGGCCACUUCAUAGUUUUGCUGAGUAUCAAAGAUAUAAGCAACGUUUAUUCUCUACUAAACUACAAGUCUCAUUCAAUACAUAUACAUUUUACUUCACUUUAUUUGAAUUGACGAUGACGAUAAAUUGACUAAGAUCGCAUUAAGGCUCAACACUCCCCGACCCUCAUCUGCUGCCUGGGAGCGACUUCUCUUAAAACUAUUAGCUUCAGUUUCAGCCCAAAAAAACCUAGAAUAAAUAUCACAAACUUUGAGAAUCAGCUUUUGUUGAAGGUAAAUACAAACAUUGCGCCUCUCUGAAACCGAGAGUUGCAUCAAAUCAGUCAGCUCUGAAUAUUUGGAUUUAUUGAUCUAAAAUUGUUACAAUUGAUUUGUCCAUCGAGUUCUAAUCAUCUUCUACUUUGUGGCAUGAAGCUGUAAUUUGAUUGAUUAGCUGAAGAUCUCUUUGAAAGAUUGCUUUACUGAUCUGUCUUUGUUUCAUUCUGGCAUGUUGAAGAGGUUGUUGUGUUGAUGGUUAAUGCAGUGUUGAGGUGUAUAAUUUGUAUUUUAGGAAAUAAAAAGUCACAAAUGUUUUGGUUGGUGUUGGGGGACUAAUGCAUCUUUGUUCAAUAUGAGUCAAAUACUGUGAAAGUACAGUUCAAAUCAGAUACUCAAAGACUUUUAAUCAGGACACAUUGAAAUUGGUUAUUUUUACCUCAUAAUGGAGUAAGUUUUGCUGUAAGGUAUCUAUACUUUUACUAUACAUUAAGUAUGAUUUUUCAGCUACAGCACUCUUUAUACAUCUGACAAGUUGUUUCUCUUCGUUGGUGUGCAUUUGGCCGCUUACUGAUGUGGUCUGUGCAGUAAAACUUCUCCAAAUUUCCAGCUACAUCUAAAAGAAUUUGAACAGAUCGAUGUAUUGUAUGCGUAAGAUUAUAUAUCUCAUCCCAAGAACCGAUUUCUAGAUGUAAAUGUUAGAUGUAAGAUUCAUGAUUAACCAGGAGUUUAUACACUUGAUAA
Molecule: messenger RNA, 2504 nt
Organism: Silurus meridionalis
Lineage: Eukaryota; Metazoa; Chordata; Actinopteri; Siluriformes; Siluridae
Gene: pcyt1bb
Product: phosphate cytidylyltransferase 1B, choline b
Exons: 8
Coding region: 45-1070 (341 amino acids)
Biological process (GO): CDP-choline pathway
Molecular function (GO): choline-phosphate cytidylyltransferase activity; phosphatidylcholine binding
Source: RefSeq, a predicted model, not a curated record